GACUCUCUAAGGCAAGAUGAAACUCGACGGACGAACGCGGUAGAAUAUUCUCUCCAGGGGCACUCUAUCCACGGAGUGCCUUUAUCCGCCGUCGAUCGGUAUGACUGACUCAUCGGCUGGAAUUGGAUAUAAACUUGAAUCAGCCCUAACCCUAUACCCUAAGAAUGUCGGACGUGGUUUUGUAAAGAUGCAUCACUCGCUUCUGUGCGUACCCGGUAGAGGGUAAAAUGGCUGGUGUCGACGGAAUGAUGGGAGGGAGUUGGUCAUGAUGAUAUUCUUCUAUUCGCCAAACUGUAGGCGGGGUAUCAACCAACAUGUUGGAAUACCAACAUUAAUCUGGCGGGGGUGUCUUUGUCUUCCAACUCUCUGCUCACUACAGAUUUCUGAAAUGCUAAGCGGCCAUGUCCAAGCCAACUAUAGUCUUCAUACCAGGAGCAUGGCUCCCCGAGCCUACUUACUCCUCUUUCCUCCAAGCCUUGGAGAAGGCCGGAUACCCCGUCCGCUACAUCUCGUUCCCCUCUUCGGAAUCCGCGGGCGCUGAUUGCCAACAAGACGCAACAGCUAUUCGAGACCAAGCAAUCAAGCCAUUGAUCGAGCAUGAAGGCAAAGAUAUCCUUCUUCUUAUGCACUCGUACGGGUCUAUGCCCGGUGCCUCAGCAGCCAGGGGAUUUUGCAAAACGGACCGCCAACGAAACGGUCAAGCAGGAGGUAUCAUUGCAUUGAUUUGUAUUGGGGCGUUUCUGGUGCCGGAGGGAUUGAGUUGUGCUGGUUUGCAAGGAGGGAAGCUUCCGGAUUGGGUUUUACUGGAUCAGCCCGAGAAAGGGGUGAAUAUUCCAGAUAAUGCAGUCGAGAUCUUCGCCGCCGAUGUUGAACCAGGUCUCACGAAUCAGAUGACUGCACAAUUGAAACCGCAUUCGAACUUGGCAUUUACAUCGGAGCAACCACCUUCAGCUUGGACCGAGUCAUCCUACGAUGGCCGUUGUGCAUAUAUAGUCACUGGAGAAGACCGAGCUGUCUCCAAGCAUGCGCAAUACCAGAUGAUAGAAGGAACUGGCAAGAGAUGGAUUGUGAAGGAAAUUCCAAGUAGCAGUCAUAUGGCGCCAUUCCUGAGUCUCACUGAUAUUUGUAUUGAGUUGGUACAUGAGAUUGUCAGUGAAUGCGAGGAUUUCUAAGCAGGUUUAGUUUGUGGAAUG
Talaromyces stipitatus ATCC 10500 is the source of this 1193-nucleotide messenger RNA. RefSeq lists its product as uncharacterized. The transcript has 2 exons. Lineage: Eukaryota; Fungi; Ascomycota; Eurotiomycetes; Eurotiales; Trichocomaceae. The coding region runs from base 402 to 1172 and encodes 256 amino acids. The record is from RefSeq and is a predicted model, not a curated record.